Puccinia graminis f. sp. tritici CRL 75-36-700-3 is the source of this 1379-nucleotide messenger RNA. RefSeq lists its product as uncharacterized. Bases 63 to 1337 code for a protein of 424 amino acids. The transcript has 12 exons. Lineage: Eukaryota; Fungi; Basidiomycota; Pucciniomycetes; Pucciniales; Pucciniaceae. The record is from RefSeq and is a predicted model, not a curated record.
GGAAAACAAACUCAAGAAUACCUUCUAACUACUGGGUAACCUGACAGCGAACUUGAGCAAACAUGGCAUGGAGUUGUGCAGCAUCCCACAAAAUGGCCUAUCUUGUUUGUAUCUUGAUCAUUUGUGUCCCAGGCCUUCCUUUUGUCGAAUCAGCCGAUUUUGGCGCUAGUCAGCCCACGCUUCCAAUGAGGCAAAACCCGCUUCCCCCGACGACUAAGACUAACGCGUCUAACACGACAAGCACCCCGACCAGCAUGACCAACACGACUAGCAAGACCAACAAUUUCGUUUCAGUUAACACGCCAUUGAUUUGUAAUGCGGAAGCACCCACCCCGGAAGUCUGGAAAGCUCACAACAUAUCUGGUUAUCUAGCAAGUUAUGCAAAUGGGAAAAACGUGACAAUUUCGGAAUUUGCAAGGCAAAACGGCGUCUCCAAUUUUAUUUGUGGGAUUGGAGAAACUUGUGAUGCAGGACAGAUCUGCGCUCCGAUUCCUGGACCAGUUUGGCAUGUUUUAUACUCAGUCCAACAGUGGCAUCACGUUCAGGAAUCUUUCAGUAAAGGGUUAGGUUUUGCCGCCGCCACGAUAAACACUGUCGCGUCACAAAUCUCGAUCGAUCUCUUCCCGCCCGAAAAAGAGAAAUCUGAUCACCUUUUCCAAGCCUCUUUCAUUUUGGCAUUGGUCGUUGCAAUCUGGGCUACCGUUUCGGCGGCUAUAAUGAUUUGGAUUCCCGGAGUCAACACCCUAGCCUUGGGCAUGGCGGCAGCAGCUGGAGCUGCAGUCUCAGCGGCUCAAACUGCCACAACCAUGGAAGCUCACAGGCUUUAUGAAAAUAUGAAAUCAGAUGCUUUUUCUCGAUGGGCGGAAUAUACGGAAGCGAUCUCACAGUGGAAAGCAGGCAUGGAAAAGAGAUUAGUCGAUGAUGUGAAACGUGCUCUCGAAAGCGGAAUCAAUGACCCAGCAGGCUUCGGUGGAUUACUAGCGGAUGGUAAACUGUUCACCAACACGUUGGACAAGAGUACUUAUGACAUUGAAAAAUCUUUGGAAGAAGUAGUCAAACGGAGGAUAAUUAAUACUAUUCUAAUUCAAAAAAAAGCCUUUGUUACCGUCAACAGUGAUGAAUGCAAACAAGGAGGUCCAGAUGGAGCAUUCAAACCAGAGGAUGGUUGGUUGAGCUGGUGCAAAGACGGAAAAAAUUUGGUGGUUACAGUCAUGAUCCUUAUAAAGAUGGACCUUUACCAACAGACAUCAAUGCAGAUUGCAUUUUCAAUCUUCCAGUUUGUUAUCCAAGUGUUGAUAAAUCAAUCCGAAAAAAGAGAAGAAAAAAAGGGACUGUAGUAGCUUGCAGGGAAAAUGCAGCACUUCCAAUAUAGAACAAGG